AUGCAUAAAAUGUCCGAUAAUGAGGAAGGACAAGGGCCGAAGAGUACAUUUAGCACCUAUGCAGCUGAAGGUGAGCAGCUGUUCCAGAAGGGAGAGUGUUUAGCAGAUAACUUGAUUCUCCUUCGGUCUCCGUCAUGUCUCCUGCAGGGUCUGUAUCACAAAGCAGAAGCUCUCUACACUAUGGGUGAUUUUGAGUUUGCAUUGCUUUACUAUCACAGAAGCAAUAAGCUGCAUCCAGAGCUGCAGGAGUUCAGGCUUGGCAAUCGACAACUCAGUCCUUCCUCUGAUAAGCCUGAAAAUAUAGGAGACUUGUCUUUCUUCCACAAAUCUAAUGGGGUGUGCUGGCUAUAUUGUCUUCUCUAUCUCUUGCUCGCUUCCUCAUUAAACCACCUGCCCUCAUCAUUCACCCUGCCACUGUUAAUGCUUUCCAUUCAUGUUCAAUUCAGGAUAAAAUGGAAUCCAAAAAGCAUGGCACUUCCACAAGAUGAGGGUGUGUGUUUCAGGGUUGGCUUGUUGUUGUUUUGUUUUUUUGUAGACCUUUUCAAAUGUCAGAUUACAUCUGUGAAAGUGCAUUUUCUAUGGAGUUUCACAAUCUGCUCCUAUACAGAUCUUAUAAAAGGUAGGAUACGAACUGGAGAGCGUGUGCAAAAUCUGAUUGUAUGUAUCUCAUAUCUGGACACACAGACGACAUUCUGGCAACAGCAGCAUACACUAUCAUUCAAAUCCUUGAGUUCAGGCAACACAUAUGUGAAGUAGGCCUGUGAGCUCAUGAAGGUGGUGAAGGAAUGGCCUGAGAAAGUGCUCCCAAUGAGAGAAAAGUGCUUGGGAACCUCCACAGCUUCAUUGUAAGUCAUAUAUUUAGGCAAUGCACUGAUGAAUCCUGGGAAUAUGGACAAAGCUCUGCAUCAUCAUGUAAAGGAUCUGGAGCUGGCCAAGAAAUGCAACCUGAUGGACAGUAAAUCCAGGGCUCUGGUCAACAUUGGCCAUGUGUAUGCACGGAUUGGAAAGUUUCAACAAGCACUUGAAGUCUGGGAGGAGAAGUUGUCUCUAGUAUAUGGUGGGUUAGAGAAAGCACAAGACUAUGGUUCCCGCUCACUCAUGGCUGCGGAUGACAUCUGCAAUUAAAAAUGGCAGGCAGGCAGAAUAUCAUUUUACAUCCUCUUUCUCUCUGACAGAGUGAAGCUGGGUAACUACAAGGCCUGUGUGUGUAACUUUGAGAGGGCACUGGACCGGGCAAAACUGCUGCAGGACGACUCUGCCAGCGAAGCCAUCCAGAAGGCUCUGCGUGAAGCAAGACAAAGAGUGACUCAGUAAAAUGAGAAACCCCUCUGAAUAAAAUGGCAGCAAUCAACUUUCAUCCACCUACAAGACAAGUCAGAACUAAUGCAUCCCCACAAGUGGAAUAAAGUUUGUCUGAGGAACAUUGUGCUGGAUUGCAGUCAGUGUUAUUGGUGAAGGAUGACUUUAUUACUUCCUUUUCUGUGCUUGUUACCAUAUGGGUAAAAAUAUUUUUGCAUAGUUUUACAUAAUUAAACAUGUCAGACUUUCAGAGGUAUAACAAAUCAUGUGCUAUAUUUGUGAUGCAGUGUCUAAGUGAUGUUGCCCAGAUGCUGUUAAUGUUUUCCAAUAGACCCACACAUGCCGUGACCUUCUGUUGACAUAGAGAAAUACUCUUUUAAUUCAUAAUCCAACCAUAGAGGUUUGAACUGAAAUUCAUUCAAAUGAGUUUGUACCUCUAAUUUGAUAUCAAUUUGAUAUUGACUUUAUGUGCUCAACAAAACUGAACAGAAGUAUAAGCCCUGUCAGAAUGCUUGCAGUUCGUGUGUGAGAGGAUUUUUGUGUGGGUUAUAUCUGCUAUUUAUGCACACACCACAAAAGCUUGUGAGAAAGCGGUCACAGCUAACCUGCAUUUGUUCUGAGCUCCACUGUGAUAAGCUGAAGCAGCGAUUCUUAACUGCAGAACCUGUCCGUGCAAUGUCAGACAGCAUAACCACUCAGAAAUCCUGCAUACAUUUCACACGUCCCUUACGGAUAGCUACAAGACACAGCAUGCACACUCCAGCUGUUUUCAUAUUUACAGGUAUGCUUUUGUAAAACUGGCCUGUAAACAUGCAUUUAAAGAGCAUUUGGUGCCUGCAGAUCCUUUUUUAUUCUUUACAGACUUCAUUUUAAAACACAAACAAAGGAAUUGAACACUUUGAUCAUUCUGACAAGCAUGUUUUCAAUACAAUAUAUUUUGACAUAAAAUCAUUAUUACAAGGACCUUACUGAGUCUGCUGGAAAUCAAGUCCAUACUUGUGUGCGGCAUGAAAAGCUUGAGAAAUGUGUUUGUCUUAUCCAAAGGUUGUUGCAAUAUAUAUUUUAUGCAGUAGAUACUAUCAAACCUAUAGGUGUAGACAAGCAUUCCUGUAAUGGGCUACUGCCAAUCUGUUCUUAAUCAGUGACCGUGUAUGCAAAUUGAAUAAAUUUGUGAUGUUUGCUUUAAAAGUAGGCCUAUAUACAAUAACUUUUUGUGGGAGAAAUAUCUUACAAGAAUGU
This is a messenger RNA of Carassius gibelio (silver crucian carp), 2538 nucleotides long. It is a transcript of the gene odad4, whose product is annotated as outer dynein arm docking complex subunit 4. The record is from RefSeq and is a predicted model, not a curated record. Gene Ontology annotation, cellular component: cytoplasm. NCBI's taxonomy places the organism in Eukaryota, Metazoa, Chordata, Actinopteri, Cypriniformes, Cyprinidae. Gene Ontology annotation, molecular function: protein binding.